UAAACAACAAAUGUGUCUGGCAACUAACGUCGUGUUAUAAUACAAAUGUUUUUAUAUAGAGUAAAGAAAUCUAAAGCAGAUCACUUGAAUAAGUUCAUAUUUAUUGAGUAGUCGCGUUUUUUUUUUUAAAAGAAACUUUAGUUUUUUAAAAAACAAAAUAAAAUUUUUAACAGAAAUAAAUUUGUUCGACAAGUCUAUUUUAAACAAAGUAACAAUUCAAGGGUGUAUUGAAAGUUUAAUUAGAUUAAAAUUUGAUGCAACAGCUCGUUCAAUUUUAAUCUCUCAUGAUCCAAAUGUAUUACAAUGUGAUUUAGAUUAUCUAAGUGAACGUAUCGGUGUGUUAAGUUGUUAUUUUACAAGUCGUGAAAUUAAUAAAUUGAUUCGUACUCAUUCACGAUUACUCACUGAACAAUGGACAAAAUUGGAUUAUAAGAUAAAUUAUUUAAGAAUAAUGUUGUUUGCAUCGACACGUGAUAUCGUUGAAUGUGGCGCAUUAUCUUAUCCAAUUGAACAUAUUCGAUCAAGAUAUUUAUUUGUUUAUCGUUGUGGUCUAUGGACACGUGUUAGAAGAGAAGAACAAUAUUUUCGUCAACGAAAAUUAAAUAUAUCAUUACACGAUAUUUUUGACACCUCAAUACAAACAUUUUUGAAGCGUGUUACGAGCAAUCUAUUACGUCACGAUGAUUAUCAAGCGUUUGUUGAUAGUUUAAAAUAUGAAAAGUUUCAAAAUGAAAUGGAUAAAUAUUUGACGUUAAAAGGUGAUAAAAAACACUGGACAAAGGGACAAAUACUACGAGAAAAAACAGAACGAAAUCAUUUUAUGUAUGAAUUUGAUCUGUAUGAUAUGACAAAACAGAAAAUAGAGGAAGAAGAAAAUGAUAAUGAAUAUUUGGAUGAUGGAAUUAUGACGCUUGAAACUCAAUUAACAACAUAUGAUCAAGAUAAACAACAACAAUUACAAAAAAUAGAUUUAAGUCGACAAACAUUUGAUCAUAUUAUGAAAGAUGCACAUGUGAAUGAAGCAAAAACGAGUGAUGAACAUCCACUUUUGGAUUUAGGAAGAGAAAGUGGCAGAUCAAAACGAAUUGCUCAAAAAGCGGAUCCCGAUUUGAGAUGA
Molecule: messenger RNA, 1117 nt
Organism: Didymodactylos carnosus
Lineage: Eukaryota; Metazoa; Rotifera; Eurotatoria; Philodinida; Philodinidae
Source: the annotation of a GenBank genome assembly